GGAAGCUUCUGAAUGGGAGCUUCGAGAAAGCGCCCCUUGUAUAAAAAGACAGGAGUAGGCCCAGGGGUCCUCAGAUACAGCGAGUGAGAGGACAUUCACCUGAAUCCAUAGAGGAUUAGGACCAGUGAAAUACAGAGAUUUAAAUACUAGAUUKAUCUGCAAAGGAACAGCAGAGACGCUCUGAGAUUCAAUCUACAGCGAUCAGAAAACGCCAAGUGAAGCACAGGAGCACAUUCUUAUCUAGUCAAGAUGCCAGAGAUAGCCAGCCACACCAUGGAGGAGGAAGUGGAGACCUUUGCCUUCCAGGCUGAGAUCGCCCAGCUGAUGUCCCUGAUCAUCAACACCUUCUACUCCAACAAAGAGAUCUUCCUUAGACUCAUCUCCAACUCCUCAGAUGCUUUGGACAAGAUCAGAUACGAGAGCUUGACACCCCACCAAAUUGGAUUCCUGCAAGGCCUGAAGAUCGAGGUCACCCCUGACCUGCGCACUCGCACCUGACCCUGGUUGACACCGGCAUCGGCAUGACCAAGGCCGACCUGAUCAACAACCUGGGAACCAUCGCUAAGUCUGGCACCAAGGCCUUCAUGAG
Salvelinus sp. IW2-2015 is the source of this 589-nucleotide messenger RNA. The record is from RefSeq and is a predicted model, not a curated record. NCBI's taxonomy places the organism in Eukaryota, Metazoa, Chordata, Actinopteri, Salmoniformes, Salmonidae.